AUUAACCCAAAGGCGAACCAAGGCCACUAGCAUCAAUGUUGGUUCACUUCCCUUUAUAAGAGCACCUUCCUCUAUCUCUUUCUCUCCCAAUUCAGCCCUGGUACAGUAAUACACCAUCUCUCAUCUUUCUGCUCUCCGUUAAAAAGAAUAUGGGGAUCAAGCUCCAUGGUCUGUCAAUGUCCACUAAUACCAGCCGAGUCAUGGUGUGUCUCCAUGAGAAAGACGUCGACUUUGAGCUCAUUCCCGUCAACGUCUUCGCCGGAGAGCACAAGCUCCCUCCUUUUCUCUCCAAGAACCCCUUUGGUCUGAUCCCAGCACUUGAAGACGACGAUCUCACUCUCUUCGAAUCUAGAGCUAUAACAGCAUACCUGGCCGAGAAAUACAAAGAGACAGGACCUGAUCUGAUAAGGAAGAGUGACCCAAAAGAAGCGGCUUUGGUUAGGAUGUGGGCAGAGGUAGAGUCCCAGUGCUACGACCCAGCAAUCUCACCAAUCAUAUUCGAGUAUCUGGUAUCUCCUUUCCAAGGCAAAGAACCCAACCAAUCAGUAAUCGAGGCCAGCAUGGAGAAGGUAAAGAACGUACUGGACGUGUACGAGGCGAGACUGAGCAGCACGGAGUACCUCGCAGGGGAUUUCUUCAGCCUCGCAGAUCUUAACCACAUAACCAACACUCACUAUUUCAUGAAGACGCCUUGUGCUUCCAUGAUCAGCGAUCGUCCACAUGUGAAGGCCUGGUGGGAGGAUAUCUCUUCCAGGCCUUCUUUCCAGAAGCUCGUUGGUGGUUUGACUUUUGGUCAGAAUUGAGGCCUCUUGAAUGGGCUUCCAUUAUUUGUUUGGUUAUCUCUACUUGAUUGAUUCAAUUUCUUGAAACUUUGAGAGAUAUUUUCUCCUUG
Prosopis cineraria is the source of this 892-nucleotide messenger RNA. Its product is annotated as glutathione S-transferase F13-like. The transcript has 3 exons. The coding region runs from base 150 to 803 and encodes 217 amino acids. Gene Ontology annotation, cellular component: cytoplasm. The record is from RefSeq and is a predicted model, not a curated record. Gene Ontology annotation, molecular function: glutathione transferase activity; glutathione binding. Lineage: Eukaryota; Viridiplantae; Streptophyta; Magnoliopsida; Fabales; Fabaceae.